Molecule: messenger RNA, 9549 nt
Organism: Scophthalmus maximus (turbot)
Lineage: Eukaryota; Metazoa; Chordata; Actinopteri; Pleuronectiformes; Scophthalmidae
Gene: lama1
Product: laminin, alpha 1
Exons: 64
Coding region: 162-9380 (3072 amino acids)
Biological process (GO): regulation of cell adhesion; blood vessel morphogenesis; regulation of cell migration
Cellular component (GO): basement membrane
Molecular function (GO): extracellular matrix structural constituent; signaling receptor binding
Source: RefSeq, a predicted model, not a curated record
AAAGAGAGGUUGAGUCACUGUGGCGUUCCAGCAGAGACUCUGCAGCAACACAUUCCUGUGAAGCAGAUUUAUUUUACCACUUAGAACUGGAGCUGAGUCACAGAGUCUGAGACCAGAGAGUCUGAAGAUAGAAAGUGAAGCUCCAGUCAAAGUCUGCAGAGAUGAAGUUACUGGUCUUGUUGCUGCUGAUGGAACAAACUGCAGCUCAGCAAAGAGGUCUGUUUCCCGCCAUCUUGAACCUCGCGAGUAACGCCAUGAUCAGCAGCAACGCCACGUGUGGAGAUCCAGAACCUGAAGUUUACUGUAAACUGGUUGAACACGUUCCAGGAAGAACAAUCAAGAACCCACACUGUCCCAAAUGUGAUGCCAACUCCGUCCUGUCCAAAGAACGUCAUCCGAUCACAAACGCCAUCGACGGGACAAAUCAAUGGUGGCAGAGUCCGAGUAUCAAGAACGGACAACAGUUCCACUGGAUCACCAUCACACUGGAUCUAAAACAGAUUUUUCAAGUCGCCUACAUCAUCAUCAAGGCAGCGAACUCUCCUCGCCCAGGUAACUGGAUCCUUGAGCGUUCUCUGGAUGGUGUGAACUUUGACCCCUGGCAGUUCUACGCCAUCAGUGAUUCUGAGUGUUUGACUCGUUACAACAUCACACCGAGACUCGGACCUCCGACCUACAAAAGGGACAGGGAGGUCAUCUGCACGUCGUACUACUCCAGACUCAACCCGCUGGAGCACGGGGAGAUCCACACGUCUCUGAUUAACGGCCGACCCAGUGCAGAUGAUUUGACCUCUGACCUGCUGAACUUCACGUCAGCUCGUUACAUCAGACUGAGACUUCAGCGAAUCAGAACUCUGAACGCCGACCUGAUGACCCUGAGUGCACACGACCCCCGAGACAUUGACCCCAUCGUGACCCGGAGGUAUUAUUAUUCCAUCAAAGACGUGUCUGUGGGCGGAAUGUGUAUCUGCUACGGACACGCGAAGAGCUGCCCCCUGGAUACUGUUACCAAGAAGCUGCAGUGUGUGUGUGAACACAACACCUGUGGAGAGAACUGUAACAAGUGUUGCCCUGGUUACCACCAAGAGCCAUGGCAACCAGGAACCAUCUCCGAGGGAAACACAUGUGAAAAGUGUAACUGUCACAACAAAGCAGUCGACUGUUUCUACAAUCAAACCGUCUCAGAACUGUUGUUGAGUUUAAACUCUGGCGGCGUUCGUCGUGGAGGCGGAGUUUGUAUCAACUGUCAACAAAACACAGCCGGCAUCAACUGUGAGACGUGUCGUGAUGGACACUACAGACCUGCUGAGGUCUCUCCAUACUCAGAUUCUCCGUGUGUUGGGUGUCGUUGUGAUGUCAGAGGAUCGACGUCUUCAGUCUGUGCCAGAGACGACACACAACCAGGUCAGUGUGUGUGUCACCAGGGUUUUGCAGGUCGACAGUGUGAUCGUUGUGCGUUUGGAUACAGAGAUUUUCCACAUUGUGUUCGCUGUGAGUGUGACCUGUCAGGCAGCAUCAACACCGACCCCUGCAGCCCCUGCACCUGCAAGGUGAACGUGAUGGGAGCUCACUGUGAUCUCUGCAAACCGGGUUUCUACAACCUGCAGGAGAAAAAUCCUCUCGGCUGCACCAACUGUUUUUGUUUCGGUGUUUCCGAUGUAUGUGAGAGCUCCACCUGGUCCACAGCUCAGGUGUUUCAUGGGGAUGCUUGGCUCCACCCCUCUCAGUCACACCACAUCCCCACUGCUGUCCAUAGCAACGACCUCAUCCUCCCUGGCAACACCUCGUCUGGCCACAUCCAUCAACUAGUGCUCUCAUGGGCAGCACCUGCCAGUUUCCUAGGCAACAAGCUGAUGUCUUUCGGAGGUUACCUGAACUAUGACGUGGUUUAUGACAUCCCAUUGGAUAAUGAAGACCACUCUCUCCCCGCCCACUCUGACAUCAUUAUUGAGGGUAACGGCCGGGCUCUUCGUCUCUCACCCCUCCUCGUCCUCCUCCUCUCUCCACUGGCCGAGCGCUCUGUUGCCUUGGCAAUGAUCCCUCAGCGUUUUGUGGAUGAUCAGACAGGUGAUCACGUAACCCGCGACGACCUGCUGUCGGUCCUUGCCGGCAUGACGUCACUGAGGGUCAGAGUUCACUUGAACGCCUCUGCCGAUGGACCUAUACGUCUCAGUCGAGUGUCUCUGGACGUUGGGAACUCUCAAUCAGUUUCUGGGAUUCAGGCCGUUGCCGUGGAGACGUGUGAAUGUCCGUGGGGUUACAGCGGAACUUCCUGUGAGACAUGUCUCCCAGGUUUCUACAGAGUGGGAGGAGUCUUGUUUGGAGGAAACUGUCUGCAGUGUGAGUGUAACGAUCACGCUACUGAGUGUGAUGUCAACGGAGUUUGUUUGGGUUGUACCCACAACACUACAGGUUCUCACUGUGAUCAGUGUCUCCCUGGUUUCUAUGGCGAUGCCACAGAGGGGACACCGAGUGACUGUCGGAUGUGUCCGUGUCCUCUGACAGAGCCAUCCAACAGUUUCAGCCCCACGUGUGUGCUGGAGGUGUCUGGUCAGGUGUCAUGUGACCAAUGUCAGGGCGGAUACACGGGAGCAAACUGUGAGAGGUGUGCCAGUGGUUACUAUGGUAACCCACAGGUGGUGGGUGGCGCAUGUGUACGCUGUGAGUGUAACGGUAACGUGGACGUCAGCGAGGUGGGACACUGUGACGACAUCACUGGAGACUGUCUCCGUUGCCUUGGUAACACGGCUGGGAGUCACUGCGAGGUCUGUCAGCCUGGAUACUAUGGAGAUGCCUUACACACCAAGGACUGUCGGGAGUGCGGCUGUGACGUCAGCGGCGCUCCCUCCAGUGCGUGUGAUGUCACAACAGGUCAAUGUUCAUGUAGAGAAAAUGUGACAGGAAGAACUUGUGACCGUUGCCAGUCGGGGUUCUUCGGGCUGCAGAGUGGGCGGGGCUGCUCGGCCUGCAACUGCCAAUCUGGAUCUAGUUCUGAGUCAUGUGAUGAGGACGGCCGGUGCCAGUGUGUCGUGGGCGUCGGUGGAGACAAGUGUGACCACUGUAGUCGUGGUUACUAUGGUUUCCAUGGCAUUGGCUGCACAGCAUGCACCUGUUAUCACACUGGUGGGAACUGUGACCCCGAGAACGGAGAGUGUGUCUGCCCCGCCCACACAGAGGGAGACAAUUGUGACAGGUGUGAAGCAGGUUACUGGGGUCAUAACCUUACCACAGGGUGCAAGUCCUGCAGCUGCAGCGCAGAAGGAAGCUCCACCCCUCAGUGUGAUGUCACAAAUGGGCAGUGCCAGUGCAGUGAGGGGUUUGCUGGCAGGUCAUGUGACCAGUGCGCACCUGGUUACCAUGGUUACCCAGCAUGCUCGGCAUGUGGCUGCGACACGUCAGGAACAGAAGAUAGGUUCUGUAACAGAACGCUGGGAGUGUGUGACUGUCGACACACUGGAGAGUGUGUGUGCAAGGUGGGUGUGUCAGGGCGCCGUUGUGAGGAGUGUGUCUCUGGUUGGUUCGGUUUGUCAGCGAUGAAUCCAUACGGCUGCUCUCAGUGUUUCUGUUCAGGACUGAGCCGAGACUGUGAGGAGAAGGGAGGACUGACCAGAGUACCUAUCACCCUGGCUCGCUCGCCUGCUCUCUUGUCAUUGGUCACUCAGUCAAACCUCCAGGGUGUAGUAACUGGAGUUUACCAGCAGGAUGGUGACGUGCUCCUUGACACCCGUCAGCUCAACAUAAGCAGACUGACCGGUCCAUUCUACUGGAGACUGCCACCCCAGUUCCAAGGCAGCCAGCUGCUGUCGUACGGAGGCCUGCUGUCUUACAUCAUCACUUUCUAUGCUGAAGAUGGUUUGGGACUGUCCAAUCAGGAGCCUCAGGUUCUGAUGAGGGGCGGGAUUCUGAGGAAGUUUGUUAUAUACACUGACAUGGUUGCCCCUGGCAAUGGCGUCAUGACUCCGCAUGAGAUCAGGAUGACAGAGCAUAAAUGGAAGUAUUUUAACUCGGUGUCAGAGAAGGCGGUAAGUCACGAUGACUUCAUGUCCGUCCUGAGUAACGUCCAGUAUGUGAUCAUCAAGGCUUCAUAUGGCACCAGACUGCAGCAGAGCAGGAUCUCUAACAUCACCAUGGAGACAGCGGUGGAGGCGAAGUUAGAGCAAGAGCCAGGUGUCACAGGGGAAGUGGUCCGACUCAUUGAGUCGUGCAAUUGUCCACCUGGACACACGGGACUGUCCUGUCAGGAGUGUGCAGCAGGUUAUUUUCAUCGGCCUCAGUCUGAAUUAUCAUCUCAGAGUCAGAAGUUGAUGUUUGUUCAUCCGUGUGUUCGCUGCCGCUGCAACAACCACAGUGAGAUCUGUGACACGGAGACUGGAGACUGUCAGGACUGCCAGCAUCACACCGCUGGGCGGAGCUGUGAGUUCUGUGCCCCGGGGCAUUAUGGGAACGUCAGUGGUUCCACCAGUGACUGUUCGCUGUGUGCCUGCCCUCUACGGGACAACAGUUUCAGUCCCACUUGUGCGUCAGAGGGAGCGCUUGGCGACUUCCGCUGCAACGCGUGUCAGACAGGGUACGAGGGGAGAUACUGUGAAAGGUGUUCUGUCGGUUACUACGGUAACCCCUCAAUGCCCGGUGGGAGGUGUUCACGGUGUAACUGCAGCAGGUGGGGUUCCCCCCGCUCACUGUGUGAUGCACUGACCGGACAGUGUGAGUGUAAAGCAGGGGUCAAAGGUCAGUCAUGUGACCAGUGUGAUGACAGACACGUCCUGCAGGGGGAGGAGUGUGUGUCGUGUGACGACGAGUGCACGGGCGUUCUGCUGGACGACCUGGACCAACUACACAACAACUUCUUUUCUGUCAAUGUGAGUGGCGUUACCAUGGCACCAUACCGCCAGCUGGUGGUGCUGAAGAACCAGACCGGCAACAUCAAGUCGCUGUUGUCAGAGAAACGCUCCGUCACUCUUCAUCUGUCCAGAGUGGAAGAGGAUUUGAAUCAUUUGACCUCUGACCUUAGUGCUUUACUCAAGCAGGUCACACGUGUGUCUGACGACCUGCAGGAAGUGGGCGUGUCCACAAACAUCAGCCUCUCCCAGGGUGCAUUGCUCCUUGAGAGUAUCAGCAACCUUCUAGACAAUAUUCAGGUGCUGCAGAGGGAGGCGGGGCAUCUGAACCAGACAACAGAGGAGGAGCCUGAAUCAGCCAAUCAGACACAUUUGUUGGAGGCGUUAGAGUUCAUGUUGGAUACCAUGAGAGCUGUCAAUCUAACAGCCGCCAACAACUCAGCCAAUCAGGAGCUCAGCCUGUCACAGUCUCUCGUUCACUCGCUGAAGGUCGACUUCCUGUCCAGCAGGACACUGGUUGACAACAGGCUCCGCCCCCUUGUCGCCUCACUUACUGUCAACAUGGAAAUGUUGAAAAACGCACACGUACAUUUAAACAAUGCCGCACAACAAAACACACAAACACACUCUCGGCUGAACAUCACACACUCUGUGCUGCAACAAUACCAGUCUGUCCAUCAGGACCUGACCUCUGAGUGUCUUUCUGUGGACGGACGGUUGGACAACAGUCAGCUGUUGUUGGACGACAGCGUCAGUUUGAUGGAUGAGUUAACAAACACCACGACGCAGGUGGAGCUGUUGGCUGGUCAGUUGGAUCAGUGGCGCCCCCUGUUGAGGAAACAGGUGGACAGCUUGGUUGUUGGACUAAAGAUGACAGACGCCCUGGAAAAUGUUUACCGUGCAGAGAGCCACGCCCACCAGCUGCAGAGCCACGCCCACUCACUGCACAGCUUUCUGUCGUCUGUGUGUAACGUGUCACAAAACAGCAGCCGAUUGGUCCAGAUCGACAGUGACAUCACCAAGCGAGUUGACUCUGCCCAGCAGGUGGCCUUGAUCGCCCAUUUUUCCGCCUCCCUCGCUCUUAAUAUGACCGUCCAAUCAGUGCAGCUGCUGUCAGAGGAGGGCGGAGCCAAACAGAACAUCAGCUCUGCUGUUUUACAAAGAAGUCGACAAAUCAACAAGACCGCUGAGGACCUGCAGCUGAAUGUCUCCAUGGUAACCAGUAGACUGGGACGUGUCAAAGAGAGUGUCCUUAACUCAAGCUUCCUCAUCCUUCAGCCAAUCAGAGAGCUGCAGAGCAUCUCUAAUGGUUCGACCAUGUCAUUGCAGCAGGCUCAGCUUCAGGCUGCAGCAGCCCACUCUGGCCUGCAGGUGGCGCUAAAGCAGCUGCAGAGACUUGAAGAUCAGCUGCAGGAUUCUUCUUCUGUGGUGGAAAACACGAUCCACACCGUGAGGGAGACUAACCGGCUGGUGACUCACACACAUGCUGCAGCCAAUGAGGCGCAGCGUAAGCUGCAGGAGGCGGAGCAUCACACAGAGCGUCUGAUGGAGCGAAUAAAGCCACUGAGCAUCCUGGGUGAAACACUGAGCCGGAACCUGUCCGACAUCAGAGAACUGAUUGAUCAGGCCCGUCGACAAGCUGCUUCGAUUAAGGUGGCGGUGCAGGCGGACGGAGACUGUGUUCGAUCCUACAAACCUCAGAUUCAGUCGAGUAACUUCAACACCGUCAGUCUGAUCCUGAAGACGACCAGUCGACAAAACCUUCUCUUCUACCUGGGCAGCAACAUAACGGUGGACUACCUGGCUAUAGAGAUGCAUGAUGGGAAGGCAUCUCUGGUUUGGGAUUUGGGUUCAGGCAGCAACAGACUGGAGUUUCCUGGACUGGACAUCACCAACAACAGGUGGACCCGAGUCAAUGCUACAAGGUUUGGGGCCCAGGUCUCUCUUUCAGUCCAUCAGCUGGAAUCAGAGACAGCUCAACUUCCUGCGGUAACAGCACUAUCACCAGGAUCCUCCAGAGUUUUAGACAUCAACAAAAACACAGUGAUGCACAUCGGAGGCCUGGGAGCUCACAUUCAGAGCCCUGCGGCGCUGAGGUCCUACACCUUUCAGGGCUGUCUCGGUGAAGUGUUGCUGAACGAGAGAAACAUUGGACUGUGGAACUACGACAGCAGAGAGGGAGAGUGUGGAGGCUGCUUCAGCAGUCCCCAGGCAGAGGAGACGUCCUUCCACUUUGAUGGAUCUGGAUUCUCAUUGGUCCAGAAGUCUCUGCGUGCGACUUCCACCUCCAUCGUGCUACUGUUUAAAACUCUGUCACCAGGCGGAUUACUGCUCUAUCUCGCCUCCAACAACACGAGAGACUUCCUGUCCAUAGAGCUGGUGGAGGGGCAUGUCCGUCUUACGUUUGACCUUGGUUCAGGUGUUCUGACCCUGACCUCUAACAGGAAGUACAACACUGGGGUGUGGUACAAGAUCACCCUGCAGAGGAACAAACGCAAAGGUUACCUGUCCAUCAUGGCUGCUGACCAAUCAUCGGAGAAGGAAGUGUUGGAGGCAGAGUCUCCUGGGAUUGCCUCCGACCUGAACCGCUCCGACCUCGACCCCAUCUACAUAGGAGGACUUCCUGCCUCCAGACCAAUCAGGCGACAGGUGGUGUCCAGGUCGUACGUUGGCUGUAUAAAGAACGUGGAAAUAGCUCGAUCCAACUUCGACCUGCUGAGAGACGCAUACGGAGUCAGGAAGGGCUGUGUCCUCAAGGCUGUACGGAGUGUGUCAGUUCUGUCCGGAGGCUUUGUCCAGAUCAUUCCUCCAUCAUUUGGUCAGGAGGUGGAGCUUCUCUUCUCCUUCUCCUCCAACAACCAAUCAGGAAUCCUGCUGGCUGCCUUCAGUGAGGGACGAUCGCACAGACAGCACUUCCUGUCUGCUCACCUGGUCUCAGGUGCAUUGGAGACGGAGCUUGGUGAAGUGGGAGGAGCCACUCGGAGGGUGAUGGUGAUGAAAUCUGAUAGAGGAUCCUUCGGCGAUGGAGAAAAACACUCUGUGAUUAUCACCAUCAACAGGAAGUCUCUGUCAGUGCAGGUGGACGAGGAUCACCUGAAGUCCGUUCCUCUGUUGCCAGGCGGAUUGUCCCGUCUGUCUCCAGCCUCUUUCUUCAUUGGUGGGCUGCCCUCAGGAGAGGAGUCCCAUCUUCCAAUCAGAUUACAGGAUUUAGCCAGGGGAUUCAGAGGCUGCAUCCAACACCUGGUGGUGGGCAGAGCACUUGUCGACCUAUCAGGAGCUGUGAGGUAUGAGGGGGUUGAGCUUGACAGCUGUCUAUUGGAGGCGAGAGUUGUGGCAGUGCUUCCUGACGACCAGGAUAUAGAACCAACUCCUGACCCAACCCACCUGUCUGUAGCCACGCCCACACACCUCAGUGCCUGGACACCUGGAGCACUUGCGUGUGUGUCAGAGGCGGAGCCAACCUUCCUGCCGUCAGCUGCUCAGUUUGGUUCUUCUAAACACAGUCACAUGACCUUCAUCAUUAACCCCAACACGUUCAAGAAGAGCGUCUCUGUGAGGUUAUCGGUUCGUAGCCGAGCAUCAGAUGGUUUGAUCCUCCUGCUUUCCGACUCCAAACACAUGGACUUCAUCCUCCUCAGACUGACUGGGGGCAGACUGAUGAUGUCAGCUGACCUGGGAAAAGGCCCCGCCUCCAUCAGCUCGUCUGUCGCCAUCAAUGAUGGAGACUGGCACUCUGUGAGCGCCGAGGUCAGCCGGCGGCUGGUGACCCUGUCAGUUGACAGUUCAAAUCCGGACUCUGUGACAGUUAAAGGAAACCAGCUGGACGUGGACGACACGCUCUACCUGGGAGGAUUACCACACACACACGCCACCAGAAGGAUCAAUGUAAGCAGCAGUUUACCAGGUUGUGUUCACUCCGUCAGCCUGAACGGCGCCAUGUUGGACCUGACCAAGCCCGUCUCACAGCAUAAUGUCACUUCCUGUUUCACCAAAGACCAGACAGGAAGUUAUUUUAACGGCAGUGGCUACACGGUCCUCAUGCAUGAUGGGUAUAAGGUUGGUUCGGAUGUAGCUGUGACUCUGGAGUUUCGAACGAGCCAAUCAGAAGGAGUGUUUCUGGGAAUCAGCAGCGCGAAGGUCGACGCCAUCGGACUAGAGAUGAAGAACGGACAGGUCGUGUUUAACGUGAACAAUGGGGCAGGACGAGUGUCGGUGCGUUCGACUGGUCAGGUGUUGUGUGACGGACGGUGGCACCGCCUCCAGGCCAGAAAGACCAAACACACCCUAAGUCUGAGUGUAGAUGGGCGGACUUUCACCACCCCCAACCCCUACCCACAAUCCACCUCUGCUGAAACCAACAACCCCGUCUAUCUAGGAGGGUAUCCAGUGGAAGUGAAGCAGAACUGCCUGUCGAUCACCUCCAGGUUUAGAGGAUGUCUGAGGAACCUGCAGCUCAUCAAGUCUCACCUGAGUGACACUCUUGACCUGAGCUCCGCCCACUUCCGGUUGGGUGUUACGCCUAACUCGUGUCCUGUUGCCUAGCAACGCCCAGCUUUGCUGUGAUGGUCCACACUCAGAUGAAGUGAUUCUGAUAUUGAUGACAUGAUUGAUCGAUUGUAAGAAGAGUGAGCAGUUGAUUCUCUGUAACUUUGAUUAAUCCUAGACAUCAAUCAUUAAAGAUCUAAAAAAAAAAAAUUCAAACUACUCUUCA